Oncorhynchus keta (chum salmon) is the source of this 3283-nucleotide messenger RNA. Its product is annotated as D(2) dopamine receptor A-like. Lineage: Eukaryota; Metazoa; Chordata; Actinopteri; Salmoniformes; Salmonidae. Gene Ontology annotation, biological process: adenylate cyclase-activating adrenergic receptor signaling pathway. Gene Ontology annotation, cellular component: glutamatergic synapse; presynaptic membrane. Bases 297 to 1775 code for a protein of 492 amino acids. The transcript is spliced from 8 exons. The record is from RefSeq and is a predicted model, not a curated record. Gene Ontology annotation, molecular function: G protein-coupled receptor activity; dopamine neurotransmitter receptor activity, coupled via Gi/Go.
UGCUGGAACACUCAUUGAGGAGUAGAGGGAGGGAGUGUGUUGCAUGUUAUAGAGGUUGAGGUGUGAGCUCUGACAGGAGAAGGGUUAGCAGGCUCAGAAGCAGACUGAGUGGUGGUGACUGACUGAUUCACUCUGUCAUUUUCCAUUUUCCGCUUAUUCAGAGAGUCUUACGGUAUAGUGAGUGCAAACAUUUUCAUACUGUCUGCUGUAUGUUGCAAUUCUCUGUUUGGAGGGAAUGGGACUGACUACCACUACAGCCGAGUGAGGACUCUUCCAGACACACUGUCCAGAGGAGCAUGAUGACUACUUUCCCCAAUGAGACAGAGGAGACAGGCUUCUCCUCCCUCUCUCCUUCAUACCCCCCCUCCCCCUCCCUCACACCGUCCAUCUCCCUCACCUCCAACCCUUCCUCUUCCUUCGCCUUCUCCCUCUCCACCUCCUCCUCCUCUCUGUCCAACUGCUCCAGCUCUCCAUCGCCCUCCCCUCCCUAUAACUUCUACGCUGUGCUGCUGGUGCUGCUUAUCUUCUGCGUGGUGUUUGGAAACAUGCUAGUUUGUGUGGCGGUGUCGCGAGAGCGCGCCCUCCAGACCACCACCAACUACCUCAUCGUCUCCCUGGCUGUGUCUGACCUGCUGCUGGCCACCCUGGUCAUGCCCUGGGGCGUCUACCUGGAGGUGGUAGGGGAGUGGCGCUUCAGUCUCAUCCACUGUGACAUUCUCCUGACCCUGGACGUCAUGAUGUGUACUGCCAGCAUCCUCAACCUCUGUGCCAUCAGCAUCGACAGGUACACGGCGGUGGCGAUGCCCAUGCUGUAUAACACCAGAUACAGCUCCAGGAGGAGGGUGGCUCUGAUGAUUGCUGUCGUGUGGUUCCUCUCCUUCGCAAUCUCCUGCCCUCUGCUGUUUGGACUCAACAACACAGCCAGUCGGGAGGAGACCAAGUGUGCCUUCGCUGAUCCGUCCUUCGUGGUCUACUCAUCCGUGGCCUCCUUCUACGUUCCGUUCAUUGUGACCCUGCUGGUGUACGCCCAAAUCUGUGUGGUGCUGCGGAGGCGGGGCCGACGCACUGUGCCCCGUAGACACGGCCUGCACCCACAGGGAGGAGGCAAGACGGGGGAGGGCCACAGGCACAGGAAGAAUAAGUGUACCCACCCUGAGGAUGUGAAUCUGUGCACUCUGAUCAUGAGGCCCCCCACCAGCGCCCCCCAACGCAAGAAAGUGACGUUAGUGAAGGAGGCGGUGGUGCACCCCCUGGAUGAGGAACCUGUGGGGCGUGGUUUCCUGUCCCAGUUAGACCAGAGCCUCCCCCCACCUCACCCCCCUCCCGCCUCCGGACGAGCCACCAAGGUCUCUCUUUCCAUCUCGGUGGCGCCCGCGCCCUUCCUGGCCCUGUCCCCUUCGGUGGCACCACGCUCCGCCCUCGUACCCCGCCGUGCCACCUUCGAGGACGGCGUGAGUGGCCGCGAGCGAUGGAGGGAGCGAAAUGCAGACAGGGAGAAGGGAGCGAAGGAGAGGGUGAAAGGGACUCUGUCGCAGCAGAAGGAGAGGAAGGCGACCCAGAUGCUGGCUAUCGUGCUGGGUGUGUUCAUCAUCUGCUGGCUACCCUUCUUCCUGACCCACGUGCUGAAGGCCCACUGUGCCAGCUGCUGUAUCUCCCCCUUCCUGUAUAGUGCCGUCACCUGGCUGGGCUACCUCAACAGUGCCGUCAACCCCGUCAUCUACACCACCUUCAACAUCGAGUUCCGUAAGGCCUUCAUCAAGAUCCUAAACUGCUGAGUACAGGGAGGAAGAAGAGGAGGGGGGAGAGUGUUUGAGUAGUGGAGAGAGGCAAAAAAAAGGUCAUAGACUAGAAAUGAAACUAAAGAAGUGAAAGAGAGUGGUGAAAACAAAGACAAGGAGGGAAUGGAAGGAGAGAUAGAGGGGGAUGUAGAGAGAGGCGACAGAGAAGAUAAAAAAAUAUAUAAUUUAAGAGGUCAAACAGAAGAGCAAGUGAAUCAAAUUUACAGAAAUACCAAAUCAAAAACAGCCUUGGGAAUUUUAAAGAGAUGUACACUUCUGUAAAUAUAAAACAUAACCGGGUGGAGAGAGAUAUUCUGAAGGUUCUAUGGGAAGAGAUGGGAUUCUCAUGGGGUAGGGCACAAUCAGUGGCAAAAGACUGUCCCACUACGUACGAGGAUGACUGACUCACAUAUGUCAAAGCGUCUGCAGACGUUGUCCUGUUUUUACUCUGAUACAGUUAUUUACAGUUUGUAAAUGACGUUACUUAAAUUACAGAGGUAAUCUUUUAAGGAGAUACACAAUCAAUCUGCACCAUCAAGCGCAAUUUUUCUCCAAUAGCAGUCUUGUUGUGUCGUCCCAGUGUAAACAAGCCUAUAAGAGAUGUAUUAUAUUAAGAACAUGAUGAUGUUGGUGAAGAUAUGAUGCCAUGGUGAUAUGAUGAGCGACUAAUCAAGGUUUGUUCAUGAAGUAUAUGUAUAUAUUGUUGUUUAGAGUUUGUUAAUGUGAGCUCUGCUCUAAAUAUCUGUAUUACUGUUAUUGUACAGAUACAUGUAAUAAAUUAUAUUCUACUCAUGUUGUUGCUAGUCUAUUUGAAGUUUGCUGUGGGUUAGGGUCAAGUCGAAUUGAAGUCAGUCAAUUCUGGAAAUAAAGAUAUUUUACAAUUGAAUAAUAACUUAGAGAAAAGUUGUAUUUUCAAUGACGACUUAUUCAGCUGAGGAGAAGCUAUUUCAAAAGUCUAGCCGUUUUUGUAUUUUAAAUUCAAAUCACUUCCUGAAUUGACUAAAUUCAAUUCCAAUUGACCCCAACCCUGCUGUACUGGUCAAACAAUAGACAGAAUUUGACUAAUUGGUUUUCAAAACUGAAUUUGCUCUCUAUGUUGAUCUUUGGCUCUUCUCACCACUUUAACCUAACCCCCUCUGGUGGUGAAGCAGUGUGGAUGCUCCCUAUGCUUGUCUGCCAACACCGAACGGUCUGCUACAGUAACGUGAGAGGUCAAACAAAUGCUGCUGAUGUGAGACAGAACUCACACACACAGUGAUAGUCGGUCAGUGUAAGUCAUGGUUAGGUCACUGACUGCGUUUGUGCGUGCCCCCCCCCAUUGAUAACUCCUAUCCCAUCAAUAAACAUACACAAACUGCCCCAUACAAAUCAUGUGUUUUUGUCAUACUGUAUGCAAACUAACCUAGGAAAUCAUAUAAAAAUGAGAAGCCCUUCAAAUACGAAUGGAUUUAUUGUAUAUUUAAAACAUAAGUAUGUUUGUUUUCAUUCAGUAUACUGUGUAUGUG